Molecule: messenger RNA, 2354 nt
Organism: Nothoprocta perdicaria
Lineage: Eukaryota; Metazoa; Chordata; Aves; Tinamiformes; Tinamidae
Gene: SBDS
Product: SBDS, ribosome maturation factor
Exons: 5
Coding region: 4-756 (250 amino acids)
Biological process (GO): cytosolic ribosome assembly; ribosome biogenesis
Source: RefSeq, a predicted model, not a curated record
GCCAUGUCCAUCUUCACCCCCACCAACCAGAUCCGCCUCACGAACGUGGCCGUGGUGCGGGCGCGCCGCGCCGGRAAGCGCUUCGAGAUCGCCUGUUACCGCAACAAGGUCAUGGGCUGGCGCAGCGGCGCGGAGAAGGACAUCGACGAGGUGCUGCAGACGCACACGGUGUUCGUGAACGUGUCCAAGGGGCAGGUGGCCAAGAAGGAGGACCUCGUGAAGGCCUUUGGCACCGAUGACCAGACGGAGAUCUGCAAGAUGAUUUUAUCGAAAGGGGAGUUGCAGGUAUCGGACAAGGAGCGACACACUCAGCUGGAGCAGAUGUUCAGAGACAUUGCGACCAUUGUGGCUGACAAAUGUGUGAAUCCUGAAACAAAGAGACCGUACACAGUAAUCCUGAUAGAAAGAGCUAUGAAGGAUAUUCACUACUCUGUCAAACCAAACAAGAGCACAAAGCAGCAGGCCCUGGAAGUGAUCCGUCAGUUAAAGGAGACCAUGCAAAUCGAGCGUGCUCACAUGAGGCUGCGAUUCAUCCUCCCACAGAAGGAGGGAAAGAAACUGAAAGAAAAACUCAAGCCACUCAUCAAAGUUAUUGAGAACGAGGACUUCCACGAGCAGUUAGAAAUUGUGUGCCUUAUUGACCCUGGCUGCUUCAGAGAGAUUGAUGAGCUGAUCCGAUGUGAGACAAAAGGGAAAGGAACGCUUGAGGUGCUCAGUCUGAAAGACGUGGAAGAAGGAGAUGAAAAGCUYGAAUGAAGAAAACCUUUUAGGAACAGUACUUCUCUAACAACACUGUCAUAAGGGACUGGUAUUAGCCUCUCUAUUCUCUUAGGCUUUCAUGUUUCCGAUCUCUUGCUGCCAAAUAUUUUCUGACACUAAUUAUUUGGGAUUUUUCCAUGCAGUGUUCUUUAUUAUUUUACACUUGCUUGGGUUUGCCUAUAGGAAUAGUUUGUGUCGGAGCUGCACUAAUAAGGACCGAGUUAAGAUCUGACUUGGAAAUUACUGUGGCUUUUUUUGCUGUAAGGGUUGUGAUUGAAGACUGACUGAUACAGUGCCAAGUAAUUAUUGAUUUUAAUUGUCAGUAUUGAGUGGAAGACUUCAUAUGUCUCUGAGGGGCAGGUUUUGUAUGUGAGGAGAGAAACCUUUAAAAUAGUGCAUUUUUAAACAAAUGCGAAGUAUGGAUAGUAUAUAAAGUAAUUUCUUGGCAGCACAAAAAAUGACUCACUGAGAUUUUAAAAAAUGGUAAUGUAGAGAAAACGUUCUCCAAAUAAAUUAUUCRUAAAGUAUAUUUAGCUACAUUAAUAACAAUAUAAAAAGAAUUAUCAUCUAUUUAUGUAUUAUAGACAAAAAGUGAUUAUUUUUGUUAUGGCAUAGGAGCUGUCUGGGGCUGUGGUUGCUUUUAGUAAGCUAGUGGGAUGGUCUGCAUUGCUGAACUGCUCUCAUUCAGGUGGGGAAAUGAACCACGUCCUGAGGAGGCCAUGGCCUGGGGCCAUGGAGCUAGAGGGACUUUGUUGGACCCUGAUUCCCUAGUGGUAAACGUUGUGUGUGUCCCUCUUCUUUUUUGGUACAAGAGUAAUUCUGGCUGCUCUCCUUUAUCCUGCGUCUUUUUAUGCUACUUUCUAAUGUGCACACAGAAUUUCCAACCAGAUCCUGAGGCACAGUGCAUAGUUCUUGGUAGUUCUAUUAAAAUUCGCUUCAGCCCUGUUAAGCCAAGGCCUUUAACUUUUAUGUUUCAAAGAAGGCGAGGUGGAGAAGAAGAAAAAAAUGGGAAAAUAGGUACUAAAAAUAUAAACCAUCAUUCAAAGCGUGUAUCCUCGGGUGAAUCGAAGUUAAACCAGGAGGAACYUAAAGAGCCUUUCCUAUUAUGUACCCAUUCCAAUGACUGCACACAGCAAAUCAGGCUGUGCUAGCUGGACCACAGCGUGAUCUCUGUUUCCCAUUAGCAGUGCACUGGAUUCCGUGUUGGCUCUCUGCUCCUAGAGCAUGUGACUGUGCCUGUUACAUGACAAGUGGGCAGAGCUCGAGUUCCUGCCGUUGACAGGACCUUUUCCUUUGUAUCAUUUACAGAUGUUGGGAAUUUUUUAGAAUGUCUGCAGGGAAAUUUGAAGUCAAGUGGAGAGAGAGAGAGAGAGACAUUUUGACACGUCAGCUGCAGAGCCUGUGACUAGCUCUUAGUCCUUCGGCAAGGUUAGGUUCAAUUUCUUUAUAAUAUUUUAGGACUUGCACCUAUGGUGUCUGAGUCCAUGAAGGGUGCUAAAAGGAAUAUUUUCCACUUCCCCCAAAUAAGCUUCCAUGGAUUUAAACGCUGCCUAGGAAAGUUUGGUGGCAUAACGAGUGUAUUUGCCAUGCAGACA